Messenger RNA from Cladocopium goreaui, 1587 nucleotides. The record is from the annotation of a GenBank genome assembly. Lineage: Eukaryota; Dinophyceae; Suessiales; Symbiodiniaceae.
GUUUAAUUGCGGAGAUGGUUUGAAACCAUCAACCAGGGUGUCUCCGUCAUAUUUUGUCAUGAUGUUUCAAGUAAAUAUUGUUCCUCUGAGCGGCGAAAGCAGAAGUUUUGAAGUUCAGCAGUCCUCCAAAGUUGGGGACUUGAGUCUUCUGGCCCGGGAGUCUUUUGGGGGAUUUCUCCAGCUCUUGACUGCAGAGGGUCGCGUCCUUAGCGAUCCCAAUGAAUCCCUGGAAGCAGCGGGGCUUCGGAGUGGAGAUCACCUCACCGUUGUGGCGCUUCGAGCAAACAUCGCAGCAACAGCGGCAGCCUUCGCCUUGUGGUGCGGUGGAAAGAAGAUGGUCACCUGGGGCCAUGCAGUCAAUGGUGGUGACAGCUCUGCAAUCCAAGAUCAGCUCCGAAAUUUAAAUGUGAAGCAGGUUCAAGCCACCCGUACUGCUUUUGCCGCGAUCCUCGAGGGUGGAAGAGUCGUUGCAUGGGGUGAUCCAGAGUAUGGUGGUGACUGUUCUGCAGUCCGAGGUCAGCUUAGGAAUGUAGAGCAGCUUCAGACCUCGUUUGGAGCAUUUGCCGCCAUCCUGGCAGAUGGAUCGGUGGUGACCUGGGGUGAUCCAGAGUCCGGUGGUGACAGCACCGCGGUGCAAACUCGGCUGAAGAAUGUGCGGCAAAUUCACGCACCCAAAGAUGGUGGAGCAUUCGCGGCCAUCCUGGCUGAUGGAUCCGUAGUUGCUUGGGGUGAUCAAGAAGGAGGUGGUGACUCUUCCGGAAGUGAGGAUAAGCUGCAGAAUGUUGAAGAACUCCAGGCCACAGCAGGGGCAUUUGCUGCAAUUCGUCGAGAUGGAUCUUUGGUGACAUGGGGCCAUCCAGAGUUCGGUGGUGACAUUUCUGCAGUCCAAGAUCAACUCAGAAACGUGCAGCAGAUUCAAGCUACGGAUAGCGCAUUUGCUGCCAUUUUGGCAAAUGGAUCUGUUGUGACCUGGGGCGAUCCAUGCUGUGGUGGUGACAGCUCUGCAGUCCACGAUCAGCUCAGGAAUGUCGAGCAGAUUCAAGCCACUUGCGAGGCAUUUGCUGCAGUUUUGACAGACGGAUCCGUGGUAACAUGGGGCCAUACACCUAGCGGUGGUGACAGCAGUCUGGUCCAGCAUCAGCUGAAGGAUGUUGUGCAGAUCCAGGCCUCAGUAGAUGCUUUUGCUGCGAUUUUAGCAGAUGGAUCCGUGGUGAGCUGGGGAAAUGCAGCACAUGGUGGUGACAGCUCCAACGUUCAACAUCAGCUCAGGGGUGUCGUGCAGAUUCAAUCCACGUUGAGGGCAUUCGCUGCCAUCUUGGCAGACGGAUCGGUGGUGACAUGGGGCGAUCCGCGUUGUGGUGGUGACAGCUCGGCAGUCCAAGAUCAGCUCAGACAUGUUGAGCAGAUCCAGGGCACAGACUAUGCGUUUGCUGCGAUUCUGACAGAUGGAUUGGUGGUUACAUGGGGACCUUCUCAUGCUGGUGGUGAUAGCUCCAAAGUUCAAGAUCGGCUCAGAUGUUUGUAGUCGAGCCUGUGCGGUGCGUGAGUGGAGAACUCGGCGCUUGGAAAAGAAAGUGCCUUUUACCC